Thelazia callipaeda (thelaziosis nematode) is the source of this 222-nucleotide messenger RNA. The record is from the annotation of a GenBank genome assembly. NCBI's taxonomy places the organism in Eukaryota, Metazoa, Nematoda, Chromadorea, Rhabditida, Thelaziidae.
AUGGCUGAUUCCUUUCCGCCUGCAUCAGCGGUGCCUGAAGCUGGCUUGAAAAUUACUCAUGUAGAAGCACCUCUUACUGCCGAGAAUGAACGCCGGACACGUAAUGGUAAAUUUACUAUUGGACAGUUGCGUCAAACUGAUGGUUUGGUACCACUACAAUCUGGAACCAAUCAGUUCGAUUCACAAAAAGUGUGCCAGUUUUCUCCGUAUUAUUAUGCUUGA